AUGCACAUUCCUUUCGGCGCGGGCGCACCGCCUCCCGGGGGCCAAGCAGGGGGCCUUCCACCCUCUGCGAUGCCGCCCCCAGGAGGCCCCGGCGGGGGCGCGUUCCCUCGCCAAGAUUUUCUCCCGAUGAUGCCCGGGGCUGGAGUGCCGUCUGGAGGCCCUGGCGCGAUGCCGGGGCCUCCCGGCGCGAUGCCUGGUCCCCGAAUCCUCCCUGGGGCGGGUGGCCCGCCGGGGGCGGGGCCCAGUUUUCCUCCGCUGAUCCCGCCCGCGAUGGGCCUGAUGAUGCCAGACGUGGGUCUGGGGCCGAUGGGUCUUCCUGGCUUAGUGCGGAAGCCCAAGAACAUGCAACCCCCGACCCAGGAUAUGACGAUUCCGCCGAACCAAACGAUCUACAUCAACAACAUCAACGACAAAGUUAAGCUCCCAGAGCUCAAAGAAAACCUUCGGAGCAUGUUCAAGCAGUUCGGAGAGAUCAGGGAGAUCGUGGCAAUGAGUUCUUUCUGGCGCCGAGGACAGGCCUGGAUUGUCUUUGCAAGUGUGGAGUCAGCGACGAAGGCCAUCCAAGGCAUGCAGGGCUUUGUCUAUCACGGGCAACCCUUGCGUAUCAAUUACAGCGUCACAAAGAGCGACAUCAUUGCGAAGGAGGACGGCACGUUCACACCGCGGCCUCCAGGACCCAAGAAACCCCGGGCAGUCCGCGAGAGAGAAGAAAGACAACGAGAACUCUUCCUUCAAAUGCAGCAGCAGUACAUGCAAAUGCAGGCGGGCGCCAAUGCGGCAGCUGCGGCGGGUGGCACGCCGAGCGCGGCUGGGGACCAGGCGACGGGACAGGCGACUCUCGAGACGCUCAAUGCCUUGAAGAGGAAGGCGGAGUCUGCUCUCCCCAACUCACAAGCCGCGAAGCACGGCGUCCCCUUCCCCCCUGCCGCACCAGUCGCCCCGCCAACAGUUGACAUGAGCUUCCCAGCAAUGCCCAACAAGGUUCUGUUUCUUGAGAAUUUGCCUGAAGACGCGACGAUGGAAGGCCUCAUCAGCCUCUUCUCGAAGCACGCGGGCAUGGUGGAGGUUCGUCCCGUCCUCUGGCGCCGCGUGGCGUUCGUCGAGUACGAGAACGAAAUGCUUGCUGCAAAUGCAAUGAAUGCUCUCCAAGGGCACCAGAUGAACGGGUCGCCGAUCAAGAUUACGUACGCUAGGAGGUGA
Messenger RNA from Neospora caninum, 1200 nucleotides. Its product is annotated as putative small nuclear ribonucleoprotein U1A. The coding region runs from base 1 to 1200 and encodes 399 amino acids. NCBI's taxonomy places the organism in Eukaryota, Apicomplexa, Conoidasida, Eucoccidiorida, Sarcocystidae. Gene Ontology annotation, biological process: mRNA splicing, via spliceosome. Gene Ontology annotation, cellular component: U1 snRNP. Gene Ontology annotation, molecular function: U1 snRNA binding. The transcript has 8 exons. The record is from RefSeq and is a predicted model, not a curated record.